Molecule: messenger RNA, 4137 nt
Organism: Temnothorax curvispinosus
Lineage: Eukaryota; Metazoa; Arthropoda; Insecta; Hymenoptera; Formicidae
Gene: Scr
Product: homeotic protein Sex combs reduced
Exons: 3
Coding region: 1864-2985 (373 amino acids)
Biological process (GO): regulation of transcription by RNA polymerase II; anterior/posterior pattern specification
Cellular component (GO): nucleus
Molecular function (GO): RNA polymerase II cis-regulatory region sequence-specific DNA binding; DNA-binding transcription factor activity, RNA polymerase II-specific
Source: RefSeq, a predicted model, not a curated record
CGUCAAUCGAAUCGCGAUUGGGAGAGGAUUCUACCUCGUGCACGCUCUUCCCUCCUUGUCUUUCUCGGCUACAGGCAACAGGCCGCCCUUUCUCUCCUGUCCUUUCGUUGUGAAAAGAGUGAGCGGCGAAGACUAUCAAACUCUCAUAAAACUGUCAGCCGCGGCCACCGGGCUGACUUAUGUGCGCCCCUUCCUUAGCCGCGGUUGGAGAACCACACGCUUUCAGGUUGAAUCCGCACCUCUCGCGCAACGAACGCGAUUCCAUCGCAAACUUCUUAACGAAAGAUCGGACGUACGAUCUCCGCGGUCUAGGAAAAAAGCGAUCGAAAGUGAAUCUUGGACUCAUGGUCCAGCGUUACAAUAUGCAAGUACAGCAAUCCGCACUUGUAAAACGUAAAACUUUUCUUCCGUCUUCUAAUCAGAAAGAGAUGCGAUACGUAUGAUCGAGCUAAAAUGGAUUCGCGACGGAUGAAAUCGGCGAAGAUACGGUGAUAUUAAUAGGCGAAUCGUUUUCGGUCGAUCAGUAAGGAACAAUCGCACCUCGGUGUGCCGUACCACCCCUUUUCUUUUUCAUCUGUCUUCACCGCGAGGCUAUACAGUAGGGGGCGCGUGCGCGCGUAGCCCCCCUCGCAAAGCGAACGGAAGACUGCUUCUUGGUGACGUCGCGGCUAGAAGGCUGCAGAGGAGAACGAGAGAGCGAUCGAGAUACUUCUCCCCCACCAGCGGUUUCAGGGCUCCCGAAUAUCUCUCCAUUAGCCCCCCUGACGGUGCUAUCCCCUCUCCUUGACCCCUCUCUCGCUCUCUUUCUCUCUCUUACGCACACCCCUCUCAUCGGUUCCUGUCACGUCGGGUAGCAGCCGGGCAACACUACCAUACGACGAGCGCCAGCGGCAGCGGAGACUCGACGGAGACGCAAGGAACGGGGUUGAAGAAUCGUACGCCGACGGAGAGACCAAUCAAGGUUUGACGAACGGCAGGGAUUGGUCGAGGCGCUCCUCUGACACGCAGAGAGCGCGGGCACGUGACAAGCUACCGCACACACCGGCCUUCCGUUGGAUCGCGGCGAGGCCUUCAGUACGAUACCAACCACCCUUCGCGCACGCAACAAGAACGGCCAACUCGCGCGGGUGAACACUCUUCACCCUUUGCCGUGGUCGAGCCUCUGCUGUUGCCUUUUCCCUUUGCCGCGAUAUAAAGCCGUCUGUUAAGUGCAACACCUGUGACAACGUUGAAGCGCAAUUAAUCAUCGCGUGAAUAAUUUUAAUGCGCGCACAUAUGUGUUACCUCGCAUGUUACUUCAUUGAGGAACGACUACGCAAGGUCAUCUUCAAUGGGGCGCCUCGAUAAGCUGUUCGUUACGCGCUACUGCACGGUGGGCCCACGAGUUCUCUGUAGGUAAUCGCGCGACUCCUGAGAUCGUAAAGAAGCAGAAGACAGUUUUAUAGCCCAGGCCCACGUGGCCCUCAUAAACUUGACUCGCAGGUCGGUUCGAAUUCAGGCUCGACCCGCCUGCCGCCAGACGUCUGCCUCUCUCUCUAUUAGUCCUGAACCCCUCGUUCAUUAUCGAAUCGCUUAGGGACGUGUUUCUCUCGCGUGUAACAGGUCGUGAUAGCUGUGAAUCGUUCGACGAACAAGGUGAAGCUUGUCGCGGAGCAGCUGAUCACGUGUGUAGCCCAGCGAUUUUUUUCAUUGCGAUUUUCGUCAUUGCCGCGCGACGAUGGAUUUCUAUACUUAAUGACGAGGCGCGUUGUUCAGCCGCCUAAUCCGGAUGAGCACAACAUCAGUGUUUUCGUGAAUGACGGAACGUAGACGUGCAAAAUUAUUGGUAUAGUGACGUUGACGGCAGGUGAAGGUACGUGAAGAAUGAGUUCCUAUCAGUUCGUCAACUCGCUCGCAUCAUGCUACGCGGGUCAACAGUCACAGCAGCAGCCGAGACCAACCGCGAAUUCACCUGGAGAACCGGCGAUGCAGGCAGCAUCGCCGGCCGGUGGCGAAUAUUACAAUCCGAAUGCAGCGUCUACCAGCUAUCCCGCGCCCUGCUACUCACCUCAACAGCAUUAUCCUCAGCAUCCUUAUGCCACGCCGGCGUCGGGCAUGCAGCAUCCAGCACCGACAGGGAUGAUAGACUAUACUCAACUGCAACCACAGCCUCGGCUAAAUGCGACCACAACGUCACAGCAACACGGUAUGCACGCUCAACAGUCACAACACCAUCAGCAACCGCAUCAUCCUCAGCAACUUCACGCGGAUCCAACGACGCCUCUUCUGCAGGGUGCCUCGGCACCGUCAGCACCGUCAACGUCCAGCUGCAAAUAUGCUGAUUCGACAUCGUCCACCAGUGUGGCGUCUCCUCAAGAUUUAACAACGUCCACUUCGAGAAAUAGCCCAACGCCUUUAGUAGCACCUGGUACGAGUAAAGCCGCAUCAGGAUUGACUUCACCGCCUGGUAGCUCGUCAAGGUCGUCCGUGGCUGCGUCCGCUGCCUCACCACCCAGCGGUAGCUCGAGGGGCGUCGGCGAGGGAAAUUCAACGCUGACAACAGCAUCUUCCGCUUCGUCGCCCGCUUCCUCUACAUCCAGCACCUCUAGCACGGGUAACAAUUCGUCCAACAAGGGGAACUCUUCCGGCACUAACCCGCCUCAAAUAUAUCCAUGGAUGAAAAGGGUUCACAUUGGUCAGAGCACGGUGAACGCGAACGGUGAGACGAAACGACAAAGGACCUCGUACACCAGGUAUCAGACGUUGGAGCUGGAGAAAGAGUUUCACUUCAACCGCUAUCUGACGAGGCGGCGUCGCAUUGAGAUCGCGCAUGCUCUCUGUCUUACGGAACGUCAGAUAAAGAUCUGGUUCCAGAAUCGGCGUAUGAAGUGGAAGAAGGAGCACAAGAUGGCGAGCAUGAACAUCGUGCCGUACCACAUGUCGCCGUAUGGGCACCCUUACCAGUUCGCGCCCCACCCCGGCCAGUUCGCUCACUUGGCCACAUAGGACGAGUUCUCGCCCGCCGAGCUCGGAGCACACGCUGUCCGGUUCCCCGGGAUGUACGGCGAGCAGAACUUCUAAAAGGCUUUUUUCCGCCUUAGAUCCCGCGCUACGUCACGACGCUGUCACUUGUGACUUGGCGGGGUCGAGGAGGGACUUCACUUCCAGUAGGACACGUGGUGCGUUCCGCUGAUUCCGUAAAUGCGCCGAUGGUUGGAUUGUCGACAGAGGGGAGCGAGAGAUCGUAUCCUUCUUUCGUGUGUCAACGUACUUAAAUUAUUUACGCGUUUAUUCUGCUUAGCUAUCGGAAGGAGAGCUCCAUCGAGGAGAUAUAGAAGAGAGAAAAAUUGUUCCCUUCCUGAAGCUGAGCACAAACAAUCCGUUCUCGCUCGUUUUCGGUCUGCGGACACGCAAGUACUGUCACUGUACGACUUCGAAGUUGAAGGAAAGCCAAAAUUUUCUGCAUAUAUUGCGCCGUGCGCCCGACUUAAUAGACUGGACGCGCUCCGAGGGGCUCUCACGCACGUGAUUACAAAAUAUUAAUAAUGGUACUAACGAUGCGGAUGAGAGACCACCUCAGCGGGUGAGAUAAAGCCGAAUCUCUAGUUUAAGGUGUAGAAAUCAGCGAUCUAAGUAAUUAAUUAAUCAAAUAACGAAUUAAUUAUCUUGUCUUGGCUGCACACUGUUUCACGUAAAAUUGAUCAUCGAUUGAUUAAAAACGAAAUUGGAGGAUGUGCUUGUGUAUUUAUUUAUUGUUUCUUCUUCUCUACGUCAUUCUCUUAUUUAGUCCUUUCCGAACGUACUCGUGGAAAAAGGCUCUACAAAAGACACGAAGUAAUUUCAAGAAAAACAUAUUUUUACGCCUUUUAAAGUCUCUGUAUCAUAGUUCGUGUAAGACGCCUAUUAACGCUUAAAUUAUUCUUCAUUGGUCUUGAAGGGAGAAGUGACCUUUAGAAAUCUAUAUUGAUUGCGUAUAAAUUAUGCUGGCUUUUUUAAUGAAGUAUUCUUAGAAAAUAAAAAAUGGUGGGACGCGGCAACUACAUUAAUAGAAUAAUAAUGAGAUACUCGUACAGCAUAAUUUGCAUGUGAUUAAAAUUGUAGUUAAUACCUACAAAAAAAAAUUGUAACUAAAAAUUUUUACAUCCGCAUAUUUAUAAU